AUUGUUGUAAGUACUGGGCCAUACCAAAUGCAACCGAGGAGAGGGGGGGUGAGAGUGCCUUCAUUAUUCCGGCACUUGAACGGUUGGACAGCUGCUGUCUGUUUGUCUGACCAUGCGCCUAGAGCUCGAGGCCCGUCCUGCUGCACUACCGCGCCGUGUUCACAGGCUCAUCCCGGAGGUUGUUGGUCAGACCCCGCUGCAGGACCAGGACCAGGACCGGAGGAGGGGCGCAUAGAGGCACCUAGGUGCGGAGAGGACUCAGAGGAGAGAAAAGACGCACAGGGCGCAACGGGCCUCUGCGCUUUGCUUUCAUCGCUAAGAAAGGAAAGCAUCUCCUCCUCCUCCUCUUCCUCUGUGUAUCACCGGAACAACAGACUCCCCAGCGAGACAGGAGCACCGCAAGACCCGCCUGGACCCGCCUGGACCCCCUUUAUUGCCUCCCUUUGUCUGCGUGACUGCGUGGAUUUCCAGGGAACAUGUCUUCUGUGAGGGGGAUGCUUUUGCUGCCAGUCCUGUGUAGCAUCAUCAGCACCUCCAGCGCUGCAUCCUCAGUAUCCCGAAAGUGUGAGGACAGCUUGGCCACUCCUCUUCCCUUCAGCUCCUUCACCUCCUCUUCAGUGUUCGGCCGAGGACGUGAAGCGGGUCAUGCCAAACUCAACCGGAAACAAGGUCUUGGAGGGUGGACCCCCUUGGAAACAGACCAUCAGCAGUGGUUACAGGUGGACCUGGGUUCAAGAAAGCAGGUGGUUGCGAUAGCCACGCAGGGUCGCUACAGUACCUCUGAUUGGACCAGCAAGUACCGACUGCUGUACAGUGACACGCAGAAGAACUGGAGGCCUUACCUGCAGGACGGGAACAUCUGGACGUUUGAGGGGAACGUGAACAGCGAGGGUGUGGUUCGGCACGAGCUGCUGCACCCCGUCCUGGCUCGCUUCAUCCGUUUCAUCCCUGUGGCCUGGAGCCGAGAGGGACGCAUCGGAGUCCGCCUGGAGCUCUACGGCUGCUCGUACUGGGCGGAUGUGAUCAGUUUUGACGGCCAUGGCGUCAUCUCUUACCGCAUCAAAAGUAGGAAGAUUGUAAAGGAUAUCACCACCCUGAAGUUCAGAACCAUGGCUAGAGAUGGAGUCCUGCUGCACGGAGAAGGACAGCAGGGAGACUACAUCUCCCUGGAGCUCCGCAGGGCAAGACUACAGCUCAGCAUCAACCUAGGCAGUAACCAGUACGGGUCCAUUCAGGGUCACACCUCUGUGACCAGCGGGAGCUUACUGGAUGACGACCACUGGCACUCAGUGGUUAUAGAGCGUUACCGAAGAAAUGUCAACUUCACUCUGGACCAUCACACUCAACAGUUCAGGACCAACGGAGAGUUUGACCACCUGGAUCUGGACCAUGGGAUCAGUUUUGGAGGCAUUCCUGCGUCAGUGAAGCCGAGCACCGGAGCGAGAGAGAACUUUAAAGGCUGCAUGGAGGGAAUCACCUACAAUAAAGACAACAUCACCAGCCUGGUCCGCAGGAAGAAGGUCGACGUCUCCAGCUUUCGUAACCUGACCUUCUCAUGCGCUGAAUCCAACUCCUUCUCGGUCUUCUUCAACUCCACGUCCUUCCUGCGGUUGCCCGGUCAGGGCGACAGCGACACUCUGUCGGUCAGCCUGUCUUUCAGGACCUGGAACCCCAACGGACUCCUGAUGUUCACGGCGCUGGCCUACGGCUGGGUGGAGGUGGGACUGACGGAGGGGAAGGUGACUGUCCACGUGAAUGUGACGCAAAGGCCGAACACACGCAUCGAUAUCUCAUCGGGUUCGGGGCUGAAUGAUGGCCAGUGGCACAGUGUGCAUCUAAAUGCUCUGGAAUACUACGCUAUGCUAACAGUUGAUGGGGACGAGGCGUCCACAGUCAGAACAGCCAUCCCCAUCCAGAUCCAGACCGGAGGAACCUACUACUUUGGAGGCUACUUCCUCCCGACCAUCAGCCGAUCCCUGCAGCGCUCCUUCCAGGGCUGCAUGCAGAUGAUCCACGUAGACGACCAUCUAGCCGACCUCAGGGCCGUGGAGCAGGGCCUCAUCGGAACCUUUGAAAACGUCAGUCUGGAUAUGUGCGCCAUCAUAGACAGGUGUGUUCCUAACCACUGUGAGCACGGAGGAAGCUGCUCACAGACGUGGGACUCAUUCAGCUGCAACUGUAGCGGCACAGGCUACACCGGAGCCACCUGCCAUACCUCCAUGUAUCAGCAGUCCUGUGAGGAGUAUAAGCACCAGGGGAAGAACUCAGGGAGUUACUGGAUCGACCCAGACGGCAGUGGAUCUCUGGCUCCUUUCAGAGUCAGCUGUGACAUGACGGAGGAGAUCGUUUGGACCACCCUGAAGAACAAUCUGUCCCCUCAGACCUCAGUGAACAGUGCAGACCAGGAGGAGAAGGCUGUGCUGCAGAUCACGUACAAUGUGACUGAUGUACAGGUUCUGUCAGUCACCAGAGGUGCCAGUUACUGUGAACAGUAUUUAGCGUACGCCUGCCGAAUGUCUCGUCUGCUGAACACUCCAGCAGAAGGAGCCCCAUUCACCUGGUGGGUGGGAAGAGCCAAUGAGAGGCACUUUUACUGGGGGGGUUCAGGACCAGGGAUACAGAAGUGCUCCUGUGGUAUCGAACACAACUGUACCGACCCCAAGUACUUCUGCAACUGUGACGCUGACCUUCGUUCCUGGAGGGAAGAUGCAGGCCUCCUGGUUUACAAAGACCAUCUCCCAGUGAGUCAGGUUGUAGUCGGCGACACAAGCAGAGCGGGAUCUGAAGCCAAACUGACAGUCGGGCCACUAAGAUGUCAAGGGGACCGGAGCUACUGGAACGCCGCCUCCUUCAGCAGUCCUGCUUCCUACCUGCACUUCCCUUCCUUCAGAGGAGAAACCAGCACGGACAUCUCCUUCUAUUUCAAGACGUCCUCCACUCAUGGAGUCUUUCUGGAGAACCUUGGAACCACUAAUUUCCUCCACAUUGAGCUCAGAGGAGGCUCCAUGGUUGUCUUCUCGUUUGACGUGGGCAGAGAGCGGGUGGAGCUCAGCGUCCACUCACAUGUGCCCCUGAAUGAUGACCAGUGGCAUCGUGUGGAGGCUGAGAAGAACAUCAAGGAGGCGGUGCUGCAGCUGGAUGGACAGCACAGAGAGGUCAGACCUACCCCUCCUCAGGGACACUCAAAACUGGAGUUCUACAGUGAGCUAUAUGUUGGCGCCUCCAGUGGUCAGAGGGGUUUCCUGGGCUGCAUGCGGGCUCUGAAGAUGAACGGCGUGACCUUUGACCUGGAGGGGAGGGCGAGGAUGACUCCAGGGGUGAACUCAGGCUGCCAGGGCCACUGCAACAAAUACGGGAUGCACUGCAGGAACGGAGGGAAGUGCGUGGAGCAAUACAACGGAUACUCCUGUGACUGCUCCCACACUGCAUACGAUGGACCCUUCUGCACUGAUGAUGUUGGUGGCUACUUUGAGACAGGAACCCUGGUACGGUACGACUUCCUGCCGGAGACGGGAACUUCUCCAGUGCCGGAGCAGAGGAGCCUGCCAGGUUCUGGUCUUCCGAUUGAGGCGAACCUGACACACGAGGAGCUAGUGUUCAGCUUCAGCACCUCCAGUGCUCCCAGCAUCCUGGUCUACAUCAGUUCAAGGACUCAGGACUACAUGGCUGUGGUGCUCAGGCACAACGGCACUCUCCAGAUCCGAUACAGCCUUGGGGGGCUAACAGAACCUUACACCAUAGAUGUGGACCAUAGGAACUUGGCCAACGGACAGCCACACUCUGUGAACAUCACGAGGAACUUAAGAGAGAUACGACUACAGCUGGACCACUAUCCAGUGUCCACAUACACGCUGCCUGACACCUCGGACACUCAGUUCAACUUGAUCAAAAGUAUAUUCCUUGGAAAAGUCUUUGAAACAGGACAGAUUGACCCCAUCUUGAUCGAGCGCUACAACACCCCGGGCUUUGUGGGCUGUCUGUCGAGGGUCCAGCUGAACAGCGUGGCCCCUCUGAAAGCUGCACUGCGCUCCGGCAUGUCGGCUGCAGUCAGCACCCAUGGGAUUUUGGUGCCUUCCAACUGUGGAGCCUCACCCCUGACCAUCUCCCCUAUGGCCUCAGCCAGCGACCCCUGGCACGUAGAAGCAGCUGGAGCGGUUUUUCCCUUCAAUGAGGACAAGGCCAGGAGUGACGAGGUGGACCGCAACUCUGCAAUAAUUGGAGGCAUCAUCUCCAUGGUCAUCUUCAUCGUCCUCGGGAUCAUGGUGUUCGUCAUCCGCCAUCUUUUCCGUCACAAAGGCUCCUACCACACCAACGAGGCGAAGGGGGCGGAGUCGGCAGACUGCGCCGACGCAGCGAUCAUCGUCAACGACCCCGCCUUCACCGAAACCAUCGACGAGAGCAAGAAGGAGUGGUUCAUCUGAAGCCCAGCCCGACCACUCGGCUCAUGACAUUAGGAUGUAUGUAGUUUUUCUAAGAAGCCUAGGGAGUAGUAGAGAGGAGACCAGCUGAGGAAACCUCGAGGACGUAGUGAGUGGUUUAUUCGUUGAGUUUUAUGGACACCGUGGGGUUUGGGAGUGUGGGUGUUAAAGCACAGUGCUGCUGGGCGGAGCCUGAAGAGAUGAGACUCGGUUUAUUCUCUGAUGAGGACAGCAGGACGGCAGCCUUCAGGUGGAGUAAAGGAUGGUGCCAUGAAGUUAAAAAGGCCUUGGAUGAGUGAAUGUGUUCACGAGCUUUUACGUUUUGUAUUCGUUUCUAUUUGAUUUCAGUUCACAGUUAUUUAUUUAUUUAUUUAUUUAUUUAUUUUUCAGUAAUAUAUAUUUUUUCAUCAACCUUCAGAACUGAACAUCUUUACGCCUUUGUGUUCUUGCUGGUCUAUCAUCUGCAUCGCUCCCGGCGAUGCUCUUUAAUCCAUUACCGCAGUAAUCCUCGACGCCUGUAGCAACGCUCAAGAAUUCCUCUUUCAAAAUUUAUGAAACCUUGAUUUCAGUCAUUUGCCUUAUUUUUACAUUUAUGACAAUAAAGUUUCAUUUCAGCCUUAAGACAGAGAACUCUGGGGUGUGAGAGUGUGGGUGUGUGUGUGUGUGUGAGUGUGUGUGGGGGGUGACUUGCUUACUUGUGUGUGAAGGAGAUGUAGCCAUGACUCUGGACUUCUAAAGAGGAAAUGUCACACUUUAUUUAUUUCUAUCUACUAGCUUUUAACGUCUUUGUGACUUUUUCCUUUUCCUCUUUUUGAUUGCAUCUUUUUGUUUUGACUUGUUUGAUGCCAAAAGAGUCCGGAGGGUCGGUGCAGCUUUUUGAAGAAUGGACUGAGCUCCUCUCACUUUCUUUUCUUUCUUUCUUUCAGACAUGACGCAGAGGUUGACUCUGUUAGAGUGAUAGCACAGAAACAUUUGUUCAAAAAUAGACACCACAAAAUGUACUGUUUUUCAAUUUCUUAUGUAUUUAUUUUAUUUUAACACAUUGAUUAAAUUAAAGGAACAAUUUGAAGUCAUGCAUCCAGCACAGAGAGCACUGAGGGAUGUGUUCAGCCCAUAGACUGUAUAUAUAGUGGACAGCGUCGCUCCGCCUCUUCCCACUGUACGGUUUUGAAGCCAAAAUAUCCCGUUCCAGAACGCUGACAUCUUGUAAAUUUUCUGCAGCCAGAGUCUGUUUCUGAAACGGCCUGCUACAUACUACCUACUGAUGUAGCAGGCAGUAGGUAUUGCCUACUACAUACUGCAUUUGAAUUUAGUCUGUAGUAUGACAGUUCUGUUUGAUCUCUGUUGCAGUACGUUGAGUCAGACGUCACUGGAUUUCCGGUUUCGGAAAGUGGAAGUAAACAACGGUUAGAGAAACUGCUUCUUUAGCAUCACUAAUGAUUUAAAAAGUUAGGAAGUGGUUUAAAUGUAAUUUGAUUUCCUCCCGUCAAAAAAAGAAGGAAAAAGAAAAAGCAGAACGUUAGCGCUGUGCAUUGUGGGAAACGGUACGCAAGGCAGACUGGUCCGAUGCAUACUGUGAAAUUUUCCUGAAUUAGUAGACAUCCGGGGGGUUCUGGCAUACUGCAGAUUUUGCUCUUGUUCCCUUACUACAUACUGAAUUCUGGCCUAAUCAGUACGUACUGCCAGAGUCUGCGCAGUUGCGAAUUUGUGUGAUAAGCUCCGCCCUACAGCGUACCAUCCCGAGGUCCUACAGAGUUUCUCUCUACGGCAGCUGUCAAUCAAAGUAAAACCAGAUGUUAACCCUGUUUUUUAACCUCUAAUAACCACAGACUGUAUGAAAUAUGGACAUAGUAUCCGUGACGUCACCCAUCUGUUUGUGAAGCGCUGUUUUGAGGCCAAUCGGCGGCGGCAGCCAUAUUGCUGCUGUGGAGCCAGUGUGACGUAAAGAGGCGGAGUUUGAGCCUCCUAGCUAACAGCUACAGUGUCCCCGCAGUCAGCUGUGCCUCUCAUUGGAAGACUCAUAAUCUCAAUAUCUUCAAAAUUGCUGUGUUAGAAAAAAAUUCACCCCCCCCUCACAGUGUGUGCCAAUCAAGAAAUGAGCUAUCCAGACUACACUGGUCUUUUUUUAUUUUUUUAAUAGCAUUAAUAGCACAAAAAGAAAAAAAAACCCAAUACUAAAGCGGAAGAUUUUGAUUUAUUACAUGAUUAAUUUAAGUUGAGAAAAGAAAAUAAUAAGAAUUCUCAGUCUAUUCCAAGGCAGGUAAUUGAUAACCACUCGUCACCAAGAUACACUCUGAGGGGGGGACCACUUUUUGAUAGAGUCAUCAAGGGUUCCUUGUAGUGCAUGGGAUAAUCUCUUAUAAGGAACAAUAGAUACAAAGUAGGUGGAUGUGCUUCAAGCCACACUUGCAGCAUACAACAUAAUAUUGAGCAGUUCAGCCUUUGGACCAGAUAAUGAUUUAAUACACUCGUCUUUGGUACCAGGCUGUAAACAUGAUUAUUUCUGCUGUAAAGAUCAGCUUUUUUGAAUGAGUGUGUAUGUGGUUUCCUGUACUUCUGGAGCCAGCCUCAAGUGGAUCCUCAAUGAACUGCAGUUUUUAACACUUCUGCAUUGGACUCAUAUUUUUAGACCGCUUGCUAAUAACUAAUGAAAAAUAAACUUUUCAGAAAAAAAGAGGCCUUGAACACAAAACAGUCAAAUACUAACUACAUAUCAUCACAGCAUACGGAUGUGAGAAACAUUCGUACGACGUGUGUUUAUUUUUUAAAGUUUGACCGCAGAGAGUUUUUGACCUAUACAGCAGCCAGCCACUAGGGGGAGCAGCUUUUGUGGCGGCCUCACUUACAAUGUUACAAUGUCAUUUAGCAGACGCUUUUAUCCAAAGCGACGCACAUACGAGAACAAGAGCAACACAAGCAAAGAUUUAGACAAGAGGAAACAAGAUCAGUAAGAGGAACAAAGAGCUUCAAGUCCAUUUGGGUGAGUUCACCCAAGCCGAGCGAGAUGACGUCCAUUUUUUAUACAGUCUAUGGUUCCGCCUGAGGACAUUUAGAAACAAAUUAACUGUUUAAAAACGUUUAAAAAACUUUAAGUUGUCUGGUUUGAUUUUAAUAUUUUGUAAACUUGACAUUACAGUAGAGAUAAGACGGAGCUCUGACCUGACUCCCGCCUCAAAGAGAGAUUCAGAUCCUCAAGAAACAUCAACCCUGAUGUCUUCUACAGUUCAGGCUUAAGACACCUUGUGGGUCUUGUUGUAUGAAGUGCUGUAACUUCAGUCACAUCAGUCCUCUGCCUUUAGAAAGGUUUAGGUAAAGACUCAUUUUGGAUCAGAUGUAGAAGAGCCUCAUCCUCCCUGAGAGAGAGCGGCGGAGCUGUUCAUCAGAAGUUAAAGGAACAGAAGAUAAGUUCAGACGAGAGACUGAGACAGUGAAGAGACGGGGUCAGGUCAGAGAUACAUAAACAUAACUGGAUUCAUUUUUGAUAGAAGUGAGAAGUCUCCCUUAAACGUAUCUCUGUGCUGGAUGAAGAUUUUGAAGUGCAAUGAAUCUACCAGAUAAAGAAAGUUGUUGUCCCCAGCUACAGAUUUUUGAGUGAGUGAUGAUGUUUUCUUGAGCUUGGUGGAUCUGGUUUUCGGAUAAGAUGGCCAUGCUAAGGACUUUGGAGCGGCUCCUUCAUGACGUGGGACUGCUUCUCUAACUCGUGGCUACCUCUUCAGACGGGCGUGAAGAACUUUGAGACUCUUCUUUGGAAACCUUUGCUUUGUCUUUGAUUUUUAUGAAGUAGAUAUUUUUCUGCAAAUGAAUGUUUGUUAUCCACAUUCAAAAACUCUGGCUAACAUUCUGACAUUUGAUUGUAUUGCAUUUCUAUUCCUUUGACUGCACCGCAGUGUAAUGGCAUGCUGUUUGACACGGAAUGACACAAAUUUCUUAUGCUGAGCCACUGUAGCAUCACAUUUUCUCUUCAUGUGUAAAUCUGUUCUUUUUUAUAAGUGAUACAUCAUUCUUUGUGCUUUCUCAAGUUUGGAAACUUGUGAUGCUUCCUGUUGGAAAGAUCAGUAAAAUAUGACACAGCAGUG
This is a messenger RNA of Notolabrus celidotus (New Zealand spotty), 8494 nucleotides long. It is a transcript of the gene cntnap2b, whose product is annotated as contactin associated protein 2b. Bases 477 to 4421 code for a protein of 1314 amino acids. The record is from RefSeq and is a predicted model, not a curated record. The transcript is spliced from 25 exons. Lineage: Eukaryota; Metazoa; Chordata; Actinopteri; Labriformes; Labridae.